Molecule: messenger RNA, 1116 nt
Organism: Cyclospora cayetanensis
Lineage: Eukaryota; Apicomplexa; Conoidasida; Eucoccidiorida; Eimeriidae
Exons: 2
Coding region: 1-1116 (371 amino acids)
Source: RefSeq, a predicted model, not a curated record
AUGCCGCAAGCUGUUCACUCUCUCACCUCUCGGCUUCGACGCAAAAAGAAGGAGAAGGAUGAUGCCGCAAAGGACUGCGAUGGCGACAAAGACAACUGUGGGAAAGGCAGUGACACAGCCAACGCGACGGACAGCAACAAGGCCGCUGCCAGCAGCAGCAUCGGCCCUAGCAACGGCAGGGAUAGAUCCAAGGAGGGUCUGGCAGCGGCCGUGGGUGCUGCCCUCCUUGUUGCUUCCGAGCAGCUGGACGCCCUGAGACGGCAGCUGCACGCCUGGCAGUUGGAGCAGCAGCAGCAGCUGCAGCAAUCGCAUGCCGAGGCACUUCCCGAGGAGCUCCCCACGCAGCAGCUGCCGGUGACAGAGCUGAGUGCGAACGCUGUUUCUGCUGCAGCCAAGAAGAGGCUGCGGGAUGUCGCUGGAAAGCCCCCAGAAAUAGCGGAGGACCAGCUUGCGCAUGCCGAGGCCGGAGUGGAGGCCUUUGUGGAUCGUGAGGUCGAAGGGAUGUUUCAGCAGCAGAUGCAGCAUCAGAUCUUGCUGCUGCUACAAGCGUUUUUUUCCCGCGGCUCUGCUGCAGACACUACGGGUGCUGCUGCCGCUUCUUCCGAGGAAGGCCGUGGCACCUCCGCAGCAACGCCUGAGCACCGCCUGGAAGCAGCAGCAGUCGCAGUGACGCAGCAGUUCAAUGCCCUGGUGCAGCAGUGUGUACCGUCUCCUCAGGUGAGAGAGCGAUGGCGAUGCAGCGCCCUGCAGCAACUGCUGCAGCAGCAGUUGCUGCAGCAGGCCCAGCGGAUGCAACAGCAGCGGAGUGAGCAGCAGCAGCAAGCAGAGACGCUCUUGCGCGUUGUGCAACAGCAACAUGGUUUGGUGCAGCAGCUGCAGCAGCAGCUGCAGCAAGAGCACCAGCCUCGGCCUUUUUCCUUAGGGGCGGCCUACAGGGUCCCAGACAGCAACUUGCAACUCUCAGCAGCAAUGCGGCAGGGCAGGCUGCAGGUUAACGUCACGUGCGUGCCUGAUGAUGCUCCCGCCGCGGCAUCAGGCGUCCUAGGUCAGCAUGGUUUUGUGAAGGGCAUCGAGGGUUUGGGGAACCUGGGUAUCAGUUGCUCCUUCUCCGUGUGA